Messenger RNA from Saccostrea cuccullata (small rock oyster), 765 nucleotides. Its product is annotated as beta-1,3-galactosyltransferase 5-like. The record is from RefSeq and is a predicted model, not a curated record. Gene Ontology annotation, molecular function: hexosyltransferase activity. The transcript has a single exon. Gene Ontology annotation, cellular component: Golgi membrane. Bases 1 to 765 code for a protein of 254 amino acids. Lineage: Eukaryota; Metazoa; Mollusca; Bivalvia; Ostreida; Ostreidae.
AUGGUACAUACCGCCAUUGGUCAUUUUGAAGCAAGAGAAGAGAUGAGAGCUACAUGGCUUAAUAUUACCCAGUACAAACCUGAAACUGUUCGUGUGAUAUUUCUAGUUGGUACAACAAAAAAGGAGAGUGACCAAGAAAAAUUAUCGCAAGAGAGUGAAAAAUUUAAUGAUAUUAUUCAGGGAGAUUUUAUGGACACUUAUAGGAAUUUAACAAACAAAGGGGUUUUGGGGUUCAAAUGGAUCACCGAAAAUUGUAUGAAUGCAGAAAUCAUUAUCAAGAUUGACGAUGACUCUGUCAUUAACCUUUACAAGUUCUUCACAAAUUUUAUCUACCUGAGAAAGGAAAAGAAGUUUCUUUUUUGUAAUGUGUGGCCAAAAGACUACAUGAGAAUUGAACGUGAUAGAAACAACAAAUGGUUUGUAAGCGAUAUUUUUUUCAAAGGCUAUAGCCUCUUUCCUUACACUUAUUGCAGUGGAUUUGCUGUAUUUAUUUCCACGGAUCUUAUUCCAGCCUUGUAUAAGGCCGCCAUGACGGCGCCAUUUUUCUGGGUGGAUGACGUAUACCUUUUUGGAAUUCUCUCUUCUCGAGUCGACAAUGUGAAGUAUAAACAAAUGGAAGAAUACCUGACUUUAUUUCAUUCCGAAGCUCUUGAGUGUUACAGAAAGUUUGGGAGAAAUUGUAAAUAUCUUGCCAUGCUGUCAAUGCGUGGUCAGAUUCGUGAGAUGUGGAAUGCUAUUGUGCAUGAUAGAAUAAAAAUUGGAUGA